Messenger RNA from Cercospora beticola, 1614 nucleotides. RefSeq lists its product as uncharacterized. The record is from RefSeq and is a predicted model, not a curated record. Gene Ontology annotation, biological process: transmembrane transport; amino acid transport. Lineage: Eukaryota; Fungi; Ascomycota; Dothideomycetes; Mycosphaerellales; Mycosphaerellaceae. Gene Ontology annotation, molecular function: transmembrane transporter activity. Gene Ontology annotation, cellular component: membrane.
AUGGACAAGUUUCAAGGAGACAUCACUCCUUCGUCGGACAGACGUGACAUCGCGGAAGACGAUGUGCUUGCGGAGCUGGGCUAUACUCCGCAGUUCAAACGCAACUUCUCUCUCGCAGGCAUUGUCGCAUUUUCCUUUGCCGUGGUCACAUCAUGGACAGCUCUUGCUGGAGUUCUUACCGUCGGUGUACAGUCCGGAGGAGCUCCAGUGAUGAUCUGGUCCUGGAUAGGCAUUUGUAUCGCGACUCUUUUCGUUGCCUACAGCCUUGCAGAGAUGUGUAGCGCUUAUCCCGUAGUUGGAGGACAGUAUAGCUAUGUCGCAGUAUUUGCUCCGAGAAAAUGGAGGCGAGGAAUGAGUUAUCUCUGUGGAUGGUUUCUUCAAAUUGGUGUUUUGGCAAUGGGUGCUACGAGCCACACCGUCACAGGCAACUUCUUGCUCGGAUUGGGCAACCUGAGCAAUCCGAACUUUAUGAUCAAGGACUGGCAUCAUGUUUUGGUCGGAUGGGCAAUAGCACUUGCUGCAUUGGUCGUGAACAUGUUUGCCUCAAAGGUGUUCGACAAAGGAUCCCAAUUCUUCCUGGUGCUGAACAUGUCAUUUUUCGUGGUCGUGGUCGUUGCGAUGACGGCCAUGAAUGACGAUCGGCGGUCGGCCAGUUUCGUCUUCACAGACUUUGUGAAUAUUACAGGAUGGCCGUCUGCGUAUAGUGCACUGCUCGGUGUUCUCCAGGCUGCGUACGGUAUGUGUUGCUACGACAGCGCAACCCGGAUGACCGAGGAGAUCAAAGACGCAAGGAGGCAAGCACCACGAGCGAUCGUCAUGCCGGUGUACAUUGGCUUCGUCACGGGCUUCAUCUUCCUGAUCGCCGCGGCUUUCGCGAUGAGCGAGGACAUUGCUGCAAUCGCCAGCACUCCUACAGGUGUUCCCAUGAUUGAGAUCUGGCGGCAUGCCACUAACCGCGCUGGAGCAAUUGGAAUGUCGGCAGUCAUUGUUGUCAUCGGUCUCGCUCCUUCAAUCGGGCUGACAGCACAAGGAGGAAGAUCAAUCUACGCGUUUGCUCGCGAUUCCGGACUGCCAUUCUCCAAGUUCUUGAGCAGAAUCGAGCCAAGGACGCGAAUGCCGGUCAAUGCGCUUUGCUGUGCGGCGCUGUUCCAGAUGGUCUUAAUCGCUAUUCAGUUUGGAGGACCUACUGGCUUUUCAACAGUCAUUCAGAUCUCCACGGAAGGCUUUUAUGUCUCAUACGCUCUCCCGUUGAUUGCUCGCCUGCUCUCACUGUUCACCUCUGAACCAGUGUGGGAGAUUGGCGGUCUCUACAGCCUGGGACGUUGGAGCAUUCCGUUCAAUGUCCUGGGUGUGUUGUUCUUGAUGUUCGCGACAAUUACAUUCAACUUGCCCACGGUGAAGCCCGUGACCAGUCAGAACAUGAACUAUACCUCGGCGGCGGUGGGAGCAGUUAUGUUGAUCGCCCUCGUAACGUGGCUCACCACUGGGAGGAAGCACUUUCACGGGCCUGCAAGCGGUGGCGUCCGUCUGGACCGCGUGACAGAGGGAGUCGUCGUACAGGAAAUGGAGGAAAGGAUCAGUAGCAAAGACGUGGAGAUGGAGAAGUCGGUGUAG